Messenger RNA from Blepharisma stoltei, 1500 nucleotides. Lineage: Eukaryota; Ciliophora; Heterotrichea; Heterotrichida; Blepharismidae. The record is from the annotation of a GenBank genome assembly.
AUGUCAUUCAUCAAUUUCCUUCAAGGCUAUCAAGAAACAAACUUUCCCGCCCAACUAAAUGAUGCAAUUCAAUAUUAUCUUAGCAAUGGGGAUUUCGAAGCGGCAUCGAAUGGACUUUGUCAACUAAUUUCACUUAACGGCAGCAACCCAGUUGAUUGAACUAAUCUAGGUCACUGCUACCUUAUUAUGCAAAAAUUCGAAGAAAGCUUCAGAGCCUACUCUAAUGCUCAUCAACUAUGGAACGAUUCAGCUCCUGCUCAACUCUGGUAUGGUUUAGGACUUCUUUGCUCCAAAUGUAGACUUUUUGAAAUAGCCGAGAAAUACUUCGAAGCGACCCUUAGGACCGACCCCAAUUUUGAGUAUUCACCACAAGUAUACUUAAAGCUGGGGAUCAUUAAUAAAAAUUCCAAACAAUAUCUUAAAUCCCCCCUUCCGUGAGCGAACAAAACCAUUUGAAAAAUCGCUAUUUUUUGCCCGAGCGAACAAAAAUUUUUUUAAUAGAAAACAUUUUUAUGAAAAAAAAAUUUGAUAUAUAAGUGAUAAUUAGUAUAAUGAAAUCGAUAGCUAAUUCUGUUUAAUUUUAAAAAAUUUGCGUCUUAAAACAUAAAUUUAUUAAUUAAAUUAAUAUUUGCUUUCCAAUUUUUGCAAUUAAGUUUUUUUAAAUUUCGAAAAAAUUUUUUUUAUAUAUAAUUUUUAAAAAUAAAAUUUAACACCCCUUCGUAAGCGAACAAGAUUUUUUUGUUCACUCACGGAGGGGGGAGUAAGGCAAUUACUUACCUCAGAAAUUGUCUUAACAUCCAGGACUUAAAUAAAGAUGAAACAAUAGAAGUCUUAUGUCAAAUAGCAAGCUGCUUAGAAAUCUCAAAGAAAAAUGAAGCAUUAGAACUAUACAAAAUUGCAAAAAAUUUGCAAACAAACCUGAAAACAACGGUCUGCUUGGGCUGGGGACAUUUUAUUAAUUGAGAGUACGAUAAGGCAAUUUUGUUAUUUAAUGAAGCUUUAAGCUUUAUUGAAGAUACAGAGAGCAAGGGGUAUUGCGAUAUUUUGUAUUUAAAAGCUCGUUGCUUGGCUGAAACUAAGUCGUUUCCUAGAGCACUUUCAAUAUUUAACGCAAUCACUGGUAAAUAUCCUGAAGAACCAAUAUAUAAAGUGUCCCUUGCAGUUGUAUUCGCGGAGUUAAAGCAGUGCCAAAACGCUUUGAAAUGUCUUUGUGAUUGCUUGUCACUAAAGUACGAUGAAGUCGAUGUUUAUGUAAAUUUAGGGGUUAUAAAUGAGCUUAUGUUUCAAAGAGACGAGGCUAAAAAAUGGUAUCAAAAAGCUAUCGAAAAAAGUCCGACAAGUGGAACUGCAAACAACAGACUCAAUUUAUUAAAUAAACAAAAAAAUAGACCAAGGAACAUUCCUAAUUUAUAUCAGCCAAGUAUUGAUAUCACAGAAUUUCCUUUUAGGCAUUUUGAGAUGAGCUUUAUGGGGGAAAUAUUUGCUACCCAAAAAAACUAA